ACCGCUGACUUAAGCAGCGCUGAAUUGCGACAGCGGCAAGAGAUUAUAAUGCGGAAUCAAAUGAUGGCAGUAAACUCUCAGAUCUUGGUGCCCACACAGCAAAGGAUGCCUAUGAUGCCAGCCCAAUUUGAGCCUCGGCUGCUGGAAAGGGAUUUGCUGCCAUCACCUGACCUUAUUCUCCCUAACGACGCAAGACAGAUGCACGUGGCUUCACACUUUGGACCUGCAUUUCCAUCACAUACAAAUGUUCUGUCCAACAGAAUAUUCACAGGUCCAGGUUACAGUAUCCUGCCAACAGAACCAAUGGAUAUCAUUGCUAGAAGGCAGGAAAUAUUACAGAAACAGAACAUGAACAGAAUGAAUAUAGAAAUGAACUCCAUAUAUCAGCCUAAAGAGAUUGAUAAAAGCCACAGAAAGAUAUUCACUGAUCUUGAUUCUCCAUUCCUCUACCCUGGUAUGGCUUCCAGUCCCGUGGCUUUCAGAGGAAGACCAAUGUUGCCAGAAGGACAUCUUCCAGCUGAUGUUUUUGCGCAUCGAAACACUUUUGAAAACUUCCACUGCGGCAGCAUGAUGAAGACCAGCAGCCCAUAUCCUGCCAUGUCCCACUUACAAAGAGAAAGAGUACGCAGACCUGGCAGAAGGACGGUCAAUCAAAAGACUGCAGAGGGCAGCAUUGGUCCUUGUAAAAUACAAACGGAAAUUAAAACACAUAUCUCUCCUACUGCUACAGAGGGAGAAAAAGAUAAGAAAGAAGAAGAAACAGAUGUAGCCCAAAAUUGUGAUCAAGAAAAAAUGUGUAUAGAUCCAGCCAUGGACAAGAAUUCUGUGGAGGAAGAACCAGAGAAAAAUGACACUGUUCACAAGAUCUCAAGAGAAAUAACCAUUAGCAGGAGUGGAAAUGAGAAGGAGUUGAAUAAUCCUGUGGCAGCAUAUGAGGAUAGGUAUAUGUACCAGCCUCCUGUACACCUCUCUACUGCACCAUACAGUUUCCCAGUUACCAUGAACUUACCAAUGCUAUCAGGUUCACAUGGUAUUUUUCUGAAUAGAGAAGAUAACCCAUCUGUUCAAGAUAUGCAUAAAUGGACCUCACAAGAUGUAUAUAAUUUUGUGAUAAGCCUGCCGGGAUGUUCGAGUUAUGCACAGGUUUUCAAGGAUCAUGAUAUUGAUGGAUUAACAUUACCACUACUUACAGAGGACCAUCUCUUGGACACACUAGGAUUAAAACUUGGACCUGCACUCAAGAUCCGUUCACAGAUUUCCUGUCUGUUGGGUAAUAUUUUUCACAUGACCAACCUUCCGAUACCAGGCUCUGUAUCAUCCGUCGCCCCUCUAACAUCAGAACAGCCGCCUGAUUGCGGAUCACCUAUUCUCGCCAACAACAGCAGUGACCUAGUAACAAGCCCCUGCUCUAAAGACCCAGACAAUCGAAAAACUACAGAAAUACCAACACCAGAAAGUAAAGAAAUUCCAUGUGAUUUAUCAAUAGCACAAACUGAUUUUCAGAUAAACUUUUCUAAAAAUUGACCUGAUGAAAAGGAAAUCUUGGAUUUCACAGAAGAACUGGAGUAUAAUGCUGCGUUAAGAGGAGACAAAGUGACAUUAAAUACAGUGAGAUUGUACUGUAAAAUGUUUAAUUAUGUGUAAUAAAAACUUUGCAAUGUUGUUUAACAUU
Messenger RNA from Bombina bombina (fire-bellied toad), 1672 nucleotides. It is a transcript of the gene SAMD7, whose product is annotated as sterile alpha motif domain containing 7. The record is from RefSeq and is a predicted model, not a curated record. The transcript is spliced from 8 exons. Gene Ontology annotation, molecular function: protein binding. The annotation marks the transcript as partial. Lineage: Eukaryota; Metazoa; Chordata; Amphibia; Anura; Bombinatoridae.